GCAGUGUUUAGCAUCAAUCGAGCAAUCCUCAACUCAACCAUAAGAAACGCAGAUAUCGGAAUCUACAGAGCAAGCAGGCUUGCUAAUCGAAGAUGUUAAUGACACCGUCAUCGACCAUGUUUCAAAGCAAAGUGACGAACUGUCAGACCCUCGUAUUUUAUCAUAAAUGCGGGUGUAAAAGCAUUCAAGUACCUCUCAAUGCUUGUAGUACUCCUUUCUGCAACCACGAAACGUCAACUCUGUUGAUAGGGGCUCUGCCAUCUGCAUGUAAUAGGCUACCGGCGCGGAAGGAUGCUUGCAUGGCGAAGAUCUUGAAAGAAGCAGGUCUAGCCAUGAAAUUCCAAAAUCUAAUCAUUCUACCGGCACGUUCUAGAGAACAGAUCGAUGCGUUGCCCCUCUGUAUAGAAUUGAAGCCUCAGGACGAGGAUGAUGGCUAUACCUAUGAGUUGAACGGACCACCGAACACCCCUGAAUCUACCUUUCAAGAAGAUCCGGCUAACGCUCCAAAUGUUGGUCCAGAUACUGCAGAGCUUGAGAAGAUUACAAAACGGCUCCAACUUCAACAUGAAGCACAAUGUGAAGGAUCGUGUGCUGACGAGGACCACGAAGAAGCCAAUACCGAAACAGAGCCUAACCCAGGCCCAGGUAACGUCAGCGAUGAUGAACCGGACGAAUUUCAAGACGCCUACUCCGUUCAAAGUCGCAUUGAGAACGACGUUGAAGACGGUUUCAAAGAAGAAGUGGACGAUAUUUCAGCUGACCUACCUACGGUAAUUAACAUCAACGCCGAGGAAGUCAGCACGAUAGAUAAUCCGGAUUAUUUCAGCCGUGGAGAUAAAUACGGUAAGCGUUUGGAUUUCACUGAGGACAUAGGAACGGUCGACGAGGUGGGCUAUCGGGAUAUUGCCGAUUUGGACGGGGAAACGGAUGACGAUAGCUGUGAUAUUUUUGACUUCCUUGUCUCUGAGGAUGAGGAUGACGAAGAUGAUGAUUAUUAUAACGAUCCCGUAGAGGAACUCAUAGAGAGACCCGCGGUGAGAAGGCCAGAAGCCGGUAGUUUUCUGUCCUAUCUUAAGGUAUUCUAA
Hypoxylon trugodes is the source of this 1085-nucleotide messenger RNA. RefSeq lists its product as uncharacterized. The transcript has a single exon. The record is from RefSeq and is a predicted model, not a curated record. The coding region runs from base 93 to 1085 and encodes 330 amino acids. Lineage: Eukaryota; Fungi; Ascomycota; Sordariomycetes; Xylariales; Hypoxylaceae.